CACCUACCACACCAUCCUCUUUCUUCUCCAGCAUACAAACCAAACAAUGCGUCUUUCAGAAAGGGAUACGGCCCCCUAUUUCGCUCGCGCCCAAGCCCGAAAUAGGACCCGAGUCGAAGCUCAUGGCAUCCAUCGCAAACGCGCUUUCUCUGUCUGUCACCGCCAAGCUGCCUGCCAAAAACUCCAACUACGAUUUUUUUGUCCGGUUUCAAGGCCAUAGAGCGACUGCGCUUCGGUAUUCUGUCAUUUCGCGGCGUUCCAUUGAGUUAAAUCGGAGUAGGUUGUGUGUGUCGAGCACGAAUCGGCCCAGGUCGAGGAUAUGCGCGAAUGCAGCUCAGGUGAUGGACCAAUCGGUUAGCGAAAAAAGCUUCACGCCUCCUACCAUCGUGGAGGUUGAUUUAGGCAGCAGGAGUUACCCGAUCUAUAUUGGAUCGGGACUUCUCGAUCAACCCGAACUUCUUCAGAGGCAUGUUCAUGGCAAGAGAGUUCUUGUGGUCACUAACUGCACGGUUGCACCAUUAUAUCUGGACAAAGUUGUUGAUGCUUUAACUAGAGGAAACCCAAAUGUCUCAGUGGAUAGUGUCAUCUUACCAGAUGGUGAGAAGUACAAGGACAUGGACACCCUCAUGAAGGUCUUUGACAAAGCUAUUGAAUCACGCUUGGAUCGAAGAUGUACAUUUAUUGCUCUUGGAGGGGGUGUGAUUGGAGACAUGUGUGGAUUUGCUGCUGCAUCAUUUCUCCGUGGUGUUAAUUUCAUUCAGAUUCCAACAACUGUUAUGGCACAGGUAGAUUCUUCUGUUGGUGGGAAAACGGGCAUAAAUCAUCGCCUUGGAAAGAAUUUGAUAGGUGCUUUCUACCAACCCCAGAGCGUUCUUAUAGACACUGACACAUUAAACACGUUACCGGAUAGGGAGCUGGCAUCAGGCGUUGCUGAAGUGAUUAAGUAUGGGCUCAUAAGGGAUGCUGAAUUUUUUGAAUGGCAGGAGAAGAAUAUGGAAGCGUUAUUGGCAAGAGAUCCAGCUGUGCUAGCUUAUGCUAUAAAGCGAUCAUGUGAAAAUAAAGCUGAGGUUGUGUCAUUAGAUGAGAAGGAAAGUGGAUUGAGAGCAACAUUAAAUUUGGGUCAUUCAUUUGGCCAUGCAAUUGAAACUGGCUUUGGAUAUGGGGAGUGGCUUCAUGGAGAAGCUGUUGCAGCUGGAACAGUCAUGGCUGUAGACAUGUCAUAUCGCCUUGGUUGGAUUGAUGAUUCAAUUGUGAAUCGGGUGAACAACAUUUUAAAACGGGCUAAGUUACCAACUGCACCUCCUGAUGUCAUGACUGUGGACAUGUUCAAGUCUGUCAUGGCGGUUGAUAAGAAGGUUGCUGAUGGGCUGCUAAGGCUUAUCCUUCUAAAAGGUCCUCUAGGCAAUUGUGUUUUCACAGGCGAUUAUGAUAGGAAGGCCUUGGAUGAUACGCUUCGUGCAUUUUGCAAGUCAUGAAUUGGUAUUGGACUUUCUGUCUCCAUAUUGCAUCCAAUUGUUGGAAAAGAUGAUUGGUAGUGUAUUUUUCAGUGCCCAUGCCUGAUCUUUUCUAAUUCGUCACGUCCGUCUCUUGGCAUUUUUUAACUUAGUUGGGAGAAGUUAUUACUUGUAAUUCCAGGUGUAUGGAAGAUCAAUAAGAGGCAAUUCAUUCUGUGUUUCCCAUUGCAUCUGAAAUGGUUGUAGCUCUCUCUCCCCACACAAAUCCCGUGUUCCUUUUUUUUUUUUGCCUUUUCUUUGGGAAAAGACUUGUCAGGCUGGUGUUAUACAAAGAGAUGUAACAUUUUGGUGAUCUUAAAAGAUAUUUGGCUGGUGGGUUAUAUGUUGAAGAAAAUUCGUGUACGUGUUUUUGCAUCACUCACUAAACUCAAGCUUCAAUUCCGAAACUAUGAAUGAAUUCUACAAGUGUUGGAAUCCCACAGAUCGAGGGUCCCUGAACGAGGUCUCAGAUGAAACAGGCAAACAGCUCCAGCUUCAAGACUACAUUUGAAAUUUUGUAACAACUUUGAACCAUUUCUUUACUGGGAAUAUCAGGUAAAAUAAGAAUCGUAGCCCCAGCUACUUUUGAAUCAAA
Messenger RNA from Carica papaya (papaya), 2088 nucleotides. RefSeq names its product 3-dehydroquinate synthase. Lineage: Eukaryota; Viridiplantae; Streptophyta; Magnoliopsida; Brassicales; Caricaceae. Gene Ontology annotation, cellular component: cytoplasm. Gene Ontology annotation, biological process: aromatic amino acid biosynthetic process. The record is from RefSeq and is a predicted model, not a curated record. Gene Ontology annotation, molecular function: 3-dehydroquinate synthase activity.